UAAUAUAUAAGAGCAGCAGGGAGAAGAGAGGUGGGCGGAAGGGCAGAUGGUGUCGUUGAAGCUACAGAAGCGGCUUGCGGGCAGCGUGCUCAAGUGUGGCAGGGGAAAGGUUUGGCUUGACCCUAACGAAGCCAAUGAAAUCUCCAUGGCCAACUCCAGGCAAAAUAUCAGAAAGUUGGUGAAAGAUGGUUUCAUCAUCAGGAAACCGACCAAAAUACAUUCAAGAUCUCGUGCCCGCAGAAUGAAAGAAGCAAAGAGGAAGGGCCGUCACUCUGGAUAUGGUAAGCGUAAGGGUACCAGAGAGGCUAGGUUGCCCACAAAGGUGCUAUGGAUGAGGAGGAUGAGAGUCCUUAGGCGCUUGCUUCGCAAGUACAGGGAGUCGAAGAAGAUUGACAAGCACAUGUACCAUGACAUGUACAUGAAGGUGAAGGGUAAUGUUUUCAAGAACAAGCGUGUGCUGAUGGAAAACAUUCACAAAACAAAGGCUGAAAAGGCUAGAGAGAAGACCUUAUCUGACCAAUUUGAGGCCAGGAGGGCAAAGAACAAAGCAAGCAGGGAAAGAAAGUUUGCAAGGAGGGAGGAGCGUUUGGCUCAGGGACCAGGAGAGAGGCCAGUACAACCUGCAGCAGCGGCGGCGGCCACCCCUGCCCAGCCAGCCCAGGGUUCCAAGAAGUCAAAGAAGUGAGGAUGAUAUUGUAAGGAGGCUUGGCUCUGUAUUUAUUUCUCGUUCUUGAUAGCGUGGGAGUUUGAGUUAUCCCUUCUUUAUUUUACUUUUAGACAACAUUAGCUACAUGAUUUUGAGAGCAGCUUUAAAGUUUUGAUACGUUAUUCUCAUUGUAUCUGAGCUAUUUAUUUUCAGUUAUGCAUUAACUUCAAUUCUUGUUC
Messenger RNA from Lycium barbarum (goji berry), 885 nucleotides. RefSeq names its product large ribosomal subunit protein eL19y-like. NCBI's taxonomy places the organism in Eukaryota, Viridiplantae, Streptophyta, Magnoliopsida, Solanales, Solanaceae. Gene Ontology annotation, cellular component: cytosolic large ribosomal subunit; ribosome. Gene Ontology annotation, molecular function: RNA binding; structural constituent of ribosome. The transcript is spliced from 5 exons. Bases 47 to 685 code for a protein of 212 amino acids. The record is from RefSeq and is a predicted model, not a curated record. Gene Ontology annotation, biological process: translation.